Molecule: messenger RNA, 607 nt
Organism: Camellia sinensis
Lineage: Eukaryota; Viridiplantae; Streptophyta; Magnoliopsida; Ericales; Theaceae
Source: RefSeq, a predicted model, not a curated record
CAUAUAUCCCACCAAAGUUUGAGUCCAAGCUAUGGAACCCCAAAAGAAAGGAGCAAUGUAUCUUUACAAGCUAGCCCAAAAUCCUGAGGCCAAUUCGCCUCCGGCGACCAUGAAAAAGGCAGCAUCACGCAAUCAUUGGGGUCUAAGGAGAUCGAAAACUUAUAGAGAAAAUGAGGGUGGUGGGCGCCGGAGGUUGGUGGUGGAGGAGGAGGGUGGAGGAGAGGUGGUGGUUGAGGCAAGAAAAUCAGUGUUCUCCAUUGAGGGAAGGAAAUCGGUGUCACAUGUCGAAAAUAAUGUGGAGGCGGCGGCAGCGGCGGCGGCAUUUCUGCAGGUGAAGGUAUUGGUUACAGACAUGCCAGGGUUGAUGCAGGUGCAGGCAUUUAGAUGUGCAAGAAGGACUUAUGAUAGGUUGGAGAUGUUCAGCUCCAAACACAUUGCCUACAACCUCAAGAAGGUGAUUGUUAGUGGAAAACUCAAGACCAUGAAUAUAUUGAUGGCGGGCAGCGGCGUUGCAGCGGCAACGGCGCGUCGGGAUGGGUUGGAAGAGUCAUUGGGACUCCACAAGGUUGGAGAAGACAAUAACCACAAGUCUAGAGAAGAUCUUUGA